This is a messenger RNA of Hevea brasiliensis (rubber tree), 3928 nucleotides long. Its product is annotated as probable LRR receptor-like serine/threonine-protein kinase At1g74360. Gene Ontology annotation, biological process: protein phosphorylation. Lineage: Eukaryota; Viridiplantae; Streptophyta; Magnoliopsida; Malpighiales; Euphorbiaceae. The record is from RefSeq and is a predicted model, not a curated record. Bases 532 to 3837 code for a protein of 1101 amino acids. The transcript is spliced from 2 exons. Gene Ontology annotation, molecular function: protein binding; ATP binding; protein kinase activity.
UAAACUAGCUCAUCGCUUGGCAUUGUUGGAUCAAAUUGAAACCCAUGGCCAAAACAUACUUGAACCAGUCAACAAGGGAGGCUCAGAGGCCCCUGAUUUGCUUCAAAGCCUCUUCCUUCUUUAGCUUCCACCUUAGGACUGCACAACAUAUUCCAUCACAAGAUCAAACCUCCACAACCUCUUAACACUGUUACUUGACAAGACACCAUUCUUUGAUCAAUAUUACAUCACUUGUAGAAAUUAACAAAAGAAGAAGAAGAAGAAGAAGAAGAAGAAGAAGAAACGGAGCAAGCAAGCAUUUCUUUCAAGUUUGGUUUGGUCUAGUGGCAGGCAUUGUACUCCCAACGACAUUCGUGUGCUUUAUAUUUAGCAUUUUUUCGAAUGUCUAUAGUCUCAUUUGCUUGUAGCCCGCGAUUAUUUUUCAUGGGAUUGUGAACAGUAAGAAUAAUAUUCUCUUUCCACAACAACAAUAACUUAUAUAGAAGAAGAAGGAGGAGGAGAAGGAGAAGAAAGGUUUUGUCAAGAUUAAUAAUGCCAGAAGACGAAACUGAUUUCUGGCAUGCUGUAUUGUUCGUCUUCUUAAUCUUGAUUACAGGUAAAGUGGUUGCUGGAGAUUCUCUGGAUACAGACAGGGAAGUCCUGCUAAAUCUCAAGACUUUUCUGGAACAGGAGAACCCAAUAAACCGAGGACAGUAUUCCCAAUGGGGCCUGCUGAAUACCAACCUUGACCCCUGCAACUGGUCUGGAAUCAUUUGCACAAAUGAUGGUUCUGGUUCAAGAGUUAGUGGCAUCAACCUUACUGGAAACAACAUAUCUGGAGAGUUGUAUAACAACUUCUCUUCGCUGACAGCUCUUUCUCACCUCGAUCUUUCUCAAAACUAUAUCAGGGGUUCGAUUCCAAAUGACUUGAGCACCUGUCAAAACUUGGCUUUUCUCAAUCUCUCACACAACAUGCUGGAGGGGGAGCUCAACUUGACUGGCUUGAAUAAUUUGCAAACUCUGGACAUGUCCGUGAAUAGGGUUUUCGGGGAAAUUCAGUCCACCUUUCCAGCAAUCUGUAACAAGUUAGUUGUGGUGAAUAUUUCAGGAAAUAACUUCACUGGUAGGAUUGAUAAUUGCUUUGAUGGGUGCUUCAAUUUGCAAUACCUUGAUUUGAGCUCGAAUUUUUUCAGUGGGGGAAUAUGGACUGGUUUCUCGAGGUUGAAGGAAUUUUCAGCGUCUGAGAAUUUUCUUACUGGAGAAGUUUUGGGGUCAAGUAUUUCUGAGAAUUGUAGCCUGGAAGUUUUCGACCUGUCAGAAAACAAUUUCACUGGUGACUUCCCAAAAGAGAUCUCAAAUUGUAGGAAUUUGAUCAAUUUGAAUGUGUGGGGAAACAAAUUCACCGGACAAAUUCCAUCUGAGAUAGGCACCAUUUCUGGUCUUGAAGCUUUGUUCUUGGGAAACAACAGUUUUUCUCAGGUGAUUCCAGAGUCUCUUUUGAACUUGAGCAGUUUGGCCUUUUUGGAUUUGAGCAGAAACAAUUUUGGAGGUGAUAUACAGGAGAUUUUUGGGAGAUUCACACAGGUUAAGUUUCUGGUAUUACAUGGAAAUUCGUAUACUGGUGGCUUAUAUUCUUCUGGGGUUCUCAAGCUACCCAAUGUUGUUCGAUUAGACUUGAGCUUUAACAAUUUCUCAGGUCCAUUACCUGUUGAAAUCUCUCAAAUGCCAAGCUUGAAAUACUUGAUCCUUGCUUAUAAUCGGUUCAAUGGCAGCAUACCUAAAGAAUAUGGGAAUUUGACAGGCCUCCAAGCUCUUGAUCUUUCCUUCAACAGCCUAACUGGGUCUAUACCAACUUCACUUGGAAACUUGACUUCACUCUUGUGGUUAAUGCUUGCAAACAAUUCUCUAACAGGUGAAAUUCCUCCAGAACUGGGAAACUGCAGUAGUUUGAUGUGGUUAAACCUUGCCAACAACAAGCUUUCUGGGAGUAUCCCAGCUGAACUGGUGAAUAUAGGCAGAGAUCCAACACCAACAUUCCAUUCAAACCUGCAGAAUGAACGCAUCAUAGCUGGCUCUGGAGAAUGUUUGGCAAUGAAGAGGUGGAUUCCAGCAGACUAUCCUCCAUUCAGUUUUGCCUAUACCAUCCUUACGCGGAAGAGUUGCAGAAGCAUAUGGGAUAGGAUGCUUAGAGGGACUGGCCUUUUCCCAGUGUUUGCUGCAGGCACUACAAUGCGAACACUUGAAAUCUCAGGUUAUCUUCAACUCAGUGGGAACAAGCUUUCUGGUAAGGUCCCUCGAGAUAUUGGUAAGAUGCAGAGCUUUAGUUUACUGCAUUUGGGUUACAAUGAGAUUAAUGGGACUCUCCCUCCGCAGAUUGGACAGUUACCGCUUGUAGUCCUAAAUCUCAGCAAGAAUGGGUUUUCAGGGGAAAUUCCAAAUGAAAUUGGUAAUAUCAAGGGCUUGCAGAAUCUUGAUUUGUCUUACAAUAAUUUCUCUGGCACCUUUACUAUUUUAAACAACUUGAGUGAGCUCAACAAGUUCAACAUCUCAUACAAUCCAUUGAUUUCUGGCGUGAUCCCAUCAACUGGGAAAUUGGCUACGUUUGAGAAAGAUUCUUACUUUGGUGAUCCACUCUUGGUGCUUCCUAAAUUUAUCAACAAUUCCUCGGAUUUUCCACCCAAAAAUAGGAAGAUUGACCGCAAUAAGGGAGACCAUAUAAGGUGGGCUGGAUUUUUGGCGCUCUUAAUAAUAACUCUAGCUUUCUUAGUGUGUGGAGUUCUGACAUUCAUAGUAUGGAAGUUAGGGAAAAGUCGGCCAGACUCGCGAGGACAUCUCUUGCAGGAAACUAGAUACUUGCAUGACUUGGCAUCAAGUUCAGGCAACUCAUCUCCAUGGUUGUCAGAUACUACUAAGGUCUUCCGUUUGCACAAAACAGCAUUUACUCAUGCUGACAUUUUGAAGGCAACAUGCAAUUUUUCAGAGUGCAGAAUCCUUGGGAAGGGAGGAUUUGGAACGGUGUAUGGAGGAGUAUUGCCAGAUGGAAGACAAGUUGCAGUUAAGAAGCUGCAAAGGGAAGGAAUUGAAGGCGAAAGAGAGUUUCGAGCUGAAAUGGACGUCCUAAGUGGAAAUGGCUUUGGCUGGCCACAUCCAAAUCUCGUAACACUUUACGGGUGGUGCCUUGAUGGUUCAGAGAAAAUAUUGGUUUAUGAAUACAUGGAAGGUGGAAGCUUGGAGGAUCUUGUGUCUGAUAGAAUGAGGCUAACGUGGAGGAGACGUAUUGAUAUAGCGAUAGAUAUAGCGCGAGCAUUAGUAUUCCUGCACCAUGAGUGCCAUCCUGCAAUUGUUCACCGAGAUGUUAAGGCUAGCAAUGUCUUACUAGAUAAAGAUGGUAAGGCACGAGUCACAGAUUUUGGCCUAGCAAGAUUUGUUGAUGCUGGAGAUAGCCAUGUGAGCACAAUGGUGGCUGGCACAGUUGGGUAUGUUGCACCAGAAUACGGGCAAACGUGGAAAGCUACAACGAAAGGCGAUGUAUACAGCUUUGGGGUAUUGGCAAUGGAACUGGCAACAGGAAGGCGAGCUGUGGAUGGUGGGGAAGAAUCUCUCGUAGAAUGGGCUAGAAGGGUAUUGGGAAGUGCACGAAAUAGAGUAGGUAGAGCAGUGAUACCAGUUAUGCUUUUGGGGUCUGGGUUAGCAGAUGGAGCAGUGGAGAUGUGUGAGUUACUGAAGAUUGGAAUAUGGUGCACAGCAGAGGCACCGCAGGCUAGACCAAACAUGAAAGAGGUGCUACCUAUGCUGAUAAAGAUUUCAGGGAGCAGGAGGGAUUUCGUUUAUGGCUCCUCUUUUCCUCCCUCAUUCUAAUUCAGUGUUCAGAUAGAAGUUGUUAAAUUAUUUCCACACGGGUACGUAUAUAUACUAGACAGAUUUUUAUUUAUCUGAUCGUUCUUCUUGU